Messenger RNA from Adineta steineri, 1059 nucleotides. NCBI's taxonomy places the organism in Eukaryota, Metazoa, Rotifera, Eurotatoria, Adinetida, Adinetidae. The record is from the annotation of a GenBank genome assembly.
AUGUAUGAUCAAUUUGAAGAGCAUGAUGCAUAUCCAAGAUCUGCAAUUACUACAACUGCUCAAUCACAUUCAUUACCAGCAUACACGACUCGACAUGAUACCUUAUUUUCAUUGGGACGACAGCAUUAUGUGCCAGGUACUAGUCAACGAACAAAUGAUCUGCAACAGUCCGAUAAAAUGGAUACUGAUCUUCCAUGGAAUUAUAAGAUUCUCGAAACUGAUUAUGAAGAAGAAGAAGAAGAUGAUGAUACUGAGAAUAAUCAAGAAAUACAAGAACUAAACGAGUUGGUUUUAUCACAACAAUUGGGUCGUUUAUUAACAAAUACCACACAUACUGAAGGACAUCUCAUGAAAGAUAUGAAAGAUGAAAUCGAGAAAAUUCCAAAUUUUUUAACAAAACAUAAUGAUUCAUUUAAACAAAUGUUGCAUCAGGCACAAUUAUUAAUAAAAUCAACAAGUCCAACAACAACUAUCGAUAUUAAACAAUUACGGGAAGCAGCAAUUAUUAUCUAUAAAAUCAUGAUUCUACAAACUUAUCAUCUACUUUGGACGGCAUAUUUGAAAUCAGGUCGAGGAGAGUUAAUAAUAUCAUCUGAAACAAUACCAAUAUGGCCAAAAGAGAUUACAAGUUUAUUGAAAGUUAACAAAGCAAUAAAUUCUCAUGAAAUUUAUUUGAAGUUUGUCAAUCAACAUUUACAUGCAUUAGAUCAUCAAUUAAAUAUAUGUAAAACUGAAUUGAAUACAAAAGCAAAUAAUAUAGGUGGUUAUUCAAUAAUGGUUCAAAAAAUAAUAGAAACAUAUAUUGAAAAACAUAUUCAAUCUUUUCGUUUAAAACUUGAACAUCAAAUUGAAUUGAUACAUUAUGAUUGUCAUAUUCGCAUAUUGAAAGUACAAUAUAUUCAACAUAAUCCCAAUCAAUAUCAAAUUGAAAUAAUGAAAAAUAUUUGUCAAAAUAAAUAUGAACAAGAAACAACAGAACAAGAAUAUAAUUUCUUGAAGCAACAAAUUGAUUAUUAUAAUUCACCUAGUCAAUCGUUUCAACAUUUGCCUAUAGCUUAA